This is a messenger RNA of Scleropages formosus (Asian bonytongue), 2258 nucleotides long. RefSeq names its product DNA-damage regulated autophagy modulator 2b (gene dram2b). Gene Ontology annotation, biological process: photoreceptor cell maintenance; regulation of autophagy. The record is from RefSeq and is a predicted model, not a curated record. Gene Ontology annotation, cellular component: lysosome. The transcript has 8 exons. Bases 221 to 1042 code for a protein of 273 amino acids. NCBI's taxonomy places the organism in Eukaryota, Metazoa, Chordata, Actinopteri, Osteoglossiformes, Osteoglossidae.
ACUUCCGCUUCGCGAGCUUGAAGCUCCAAGCGCGGCUGUUGAGUUCCGUGUUGAUUUGAGUCUCUCGGCUCAGCUGCGCUUCGGCAUAGCGGCGGAGUCCCUGAACACUAGUAUUUCGGUACCCGUUUCCUACCAUGAAAUAACAAUACAAUAGUGCUCGUCGCCAAGGUCCUUCUAACCUACACAGUGUUUGAAGCUGUAAGCAGCUCUGCUGUCGGACAUGUGGUGGUUUCAGCAGGGCCUCUGUGUGCUGCCUGUGGUGCUGGUGUCAUGGACCUCAGCUACAUUCAUCUUUGCAUACAUUGCAGCUGUGGUGCAGAAGCACGUGGACCCGUUGCUGCCAUACAUCAGUGACACGGGGACGGUCGCUCCGGAGCGCUGCGUGUUUGGACUCAUGCUGGAUGUGUCAUCUUUUUUAGGCAUUGCCACUAUUUAUGUACGAUAUAAGCAGGUGCAGGGGCUGGUGGACCAGGAAGAGUCCCGUCUGCAUCGGCUCAACCAGGCUGGCCUGGUUCUGGGCUGGAUUAGUUCCUUUGGGAUGUGCGUUGUAGCCAAUUUCCAGAAAACCACCUUGUUCUUCAUGCACCUGGUGGGGGCGAUACUGACCUUUGGCAUUGGGGCCCUGUACAUCCUGGUGCAGACAGUGCUGUCAUACUACAUGCAGCCUCUUAUCCAUGGGAAGAACAUUUUUUUUGUGCGGUUGGCGGUGGGAGUCUGGACCUUCAUCAGCAUCAUCAGCAUGUUUGUGUCAUCAGUCAUAAUGUACAGCAGCCUGGUUGGGGUUGAUGUGGAGAAGAAGCUGCAUUGGAUCCCAGGAGAAACGGGCUACACCGCUCACAUCAUUAGCACCCUCUCGGAGUGGAACCUGGCCUUCUCAUUCGUCAGCUUCUUCCUCACCUACAUCCAGGAUUUCCAGAAGAUAACGCUGCGUGCAGUGGCAGACCUGCAGAGCAGCCACCUGUACGACAGGCCGUACUAUGAAACACCGCGCUCUAACUUAAACCACGGAGAGCGCUCACCUUUGCUUGCUGGUAGCAUCUGAGCAGGGCUGCCUUGGUGGGUUGCUAUUCUUAUGUGCAGAAACACAUACUGCAGGCGCAGCACUAACAGUAAGGCAGGGUUUCUAGUCUUACCUCAAGAAAACUGUUUCCUCUGUAGAUUGACUGGACCGAUGCUCCUUACAGCUCCUUGUUUACUUUUCUGGAACUAACAAUGUGUAACACAGUUCGUUUGAUGUGGCACUCGGGAUGACUUUAUCCUUUAAUAUAAAUUUCUCUAUAACCUGAAAGCCCUCAUAAGGGAUUUGUUUUUAGUCGUACUCAUACUAAUCAGUUACUUUAUACUGAAGACAGAAAUGGUUUAAAGGAAUCAUGCAUUUCUGGUGUCAUUUACUUUCCUGGGCCUGCUCUGGAGAAGACGUGCAGUCAAUUUGACUGACUGGAACCAUUCAUAUUGCUGCCGUUUCCCCAGAAUUUCUUCUGUCCACACAGGGUCAGCAGGUAGUGCAGAAGUUAAGACCGUUUCCUUGCAAGUUUUCUGCCGUGCCUUAAAUUGCUCCUGUAAGAAUACCCUGCUGUAGAGGUGGGUACAUCAGUGUAAAUAACUUAAAACUGUAAACUCCCUUGAACAAAGGUGUUAGGCAAGUAAAGAUAAUGUAAAAAUGAGCUCCAGUUGCAGCAUGAUUAUCAACCAGUAGAGGUCACAAGAAGUUAAACUGUCUUAUUCUGUUAUGAAACUAGCUUCAUUGAGCAGCGUUAAUACUUGUUUAACUGACACUUCUGUCUAUAGCAGCGUUCAGGUCACACGUACUUGUGCCAUGACCAAAGAGAAUUGGGCACACAAGAUAAGUUGACUAGGGUAUGACCUGAGUCUACAGUAUGCACUUUAGGUGGAGUCCACUUACCUGCACUGAUGCCUUAUUUUUGUGUCUGAGAAUGUAUAGAUUUCUUUGUGCCUUAAGUGACCUCCUGCUUUUCCAGUUUGACUAACUUUUAUCGCCAGCUGUACAGUCCAUAAAUGAGGGGGGGGAUGAAUGAGCCCUUGAAAGGUGCUUUGUGGAGUUGUUUAAUAUAUGAAUAGUCUUAUAGUCAGCUGAGAAAUGUAUAAGUAACAGUCUGGAAGCAGAAACUCUGGGUCUCUUUCACCCACCCCCCAUCCUUUAGCUCCUAUCUUGAAUAUACACAGUUUCAGGUUGAUAUUUGCAAUUAAAAUAUUUUGUCUGUUUGAACAAUUUUGUCUAGUUUUCUUUGUAUAUUUUA